Molecule: messenger RNA, 936 nt
Organism: Anopheles stephensi (Asian malaria mosquito)
Lineage: Eukaryota; Metazoa; Arthropoda; Insecta; Diptera; Culicidae
Exons: 2
Coding region: 10-675 (221 amino acids)
Source: RefSeq, a predicted model, not a curated record
UGGUGAUUGAUGGUAACCUGCACAAAAUAUAUGGCUAUUGCUGCAGCGUUUCAACAUCAGAUAGCAAACAGCGGCGUUGUACGACAAAGCAUGAAGCCUGCAAACAGCGUGUAUGUGAUAUUUGGGAUACUUCAUGUUGUGUGUAGUCAGCAAGCUUCGACCGAGAGCGACAGAGACUACGAUCUAAAAAUUACCAAGUUUCUGUGCCUCGAUACACCUUAUCAGCGAAGUGUGCUGCACUAUUGCAAAACAAUAGCUCGUCGCAAUCGACCCACUAUUCUGAACCUGUCAAUAACGAUUCCCGAAAGCUUUGAUUAUGUGAAGAUGAGAUUUAGUACGGAAUACAAAUUUUCCACUUUUCGUCCUUUCCUGUUCGAUUUGGAAAAAGAAGCGUGCGAGUUUUUAUCAUCAAAAUCUCGCGAUCCUGCGUCAGAAAUUGCGUUUAAGGUGGUGUUUGAGAAGUUUAGGAAUAUCGCAAAACCGUGUCCGCAUGGUAACCGCACAUAUAAUAUAGAAUAUUGGGUGGAUCCACAAACCCUGCCAAAAUCCGUUCCUGCUGGUGAUUAUCGACUAACUACAACUUUCACUUUCAAAGACAACGUAACUAUGCUCAAGCUUCAAACAUAUGGUACAACUAGGAGGAAGGGAAUAUUUCGAUCCAUGAUUGAAUGGUGAAACAAUUCUUCUCUUAGUUGAAAAUAUACCGCAAAGCCUAUAAUAAAUACACACCGGUACAAUGGAAACACUAUGGAGUCCAAUUAAAAGAAACUUUAAGGAGAAACGAACCAAUUAAAAAGCAAGAGUUCCACAAAGUUCAGCUGUUGGUCCUUAUCAACCAGUAACCUCCAGCGAUUCAACAAUGUAACACUGAUAUGUAUAUCAAUAGCAUAAAAUCCCAGCUCGACAAUGGAAAAUGCCCAGUUGACGGAGCUGUUU